Molecule: messenger RNA, 2500 nt
Organism: Lycium barbarum (goji berry)
Lineage: Eukaryota; Viridiplantae; Streptophyta; Magnoliopsida; Solanales; Solanaceae
Exons: 3
Coding region: 1-738 (245 amino acids)
Source: RefSeq, a predicted model, not a curated record
AUGAAUGGUGGAAAGUUUCCACCUCCUAAGGCGGCAAUGAAAGAAGUCGGUGGCUCGUAUUACACUGUCAAGAAGAUUGUCCCAGAACUUCAUCCACCAGUAGCAGAAGAGAGGGUUACCGUACAUACAAGAGUCUUCCAGUUCUUACGGAAGCUCUUUCUUACCAGUCAAUUAAGUAGUACAAGAACUGUAUCUUAUUUAGAAGCCUCUGCAGGAGAAGCUGCAAUUAGGAAGGAAAAGUUACCGACAAAGGUUGAAGAGACUUUAAGCAGUGCAACAGCUCUUAAACAUGGAGAAUGUGAAGAUGGCCUGUUAACCAAUGGGUUUUUAUUGGAAAAAGAAUUGACUCAGAAUAUAAAGCCCUCACCUGAACUCGAAGAAAUUCCAAGUAAUCGACAAACAGUUGAUGGAGGCAUACCCCAAGAAGCUCAGUCAUUAACCAUAGAUGGGGUGGAAGGUGGGGAUACUAAUAGCAAGCAUGAGGCAGAGGCAAAGCUACAAACUUCAAUUGCAGCAGAGCAGACUUUGUUGGAGGAGAUGUCAAGAAUUUCCGCGAUCUUUGACUUGUGUGUUGCAUGUGGUAAAAUAAUUAAGUUUCUAAUGCAGGAUAAUAAAGACGCUGCAGCGCAAGUUCUUGAAUCGGAGCUAGAAUCUUUUUCGCGUUCCGAGGAGCCUGAGAAUAACAUAAAACAGGAAAAUUCCCCUGUCGAAGAUUUCAAAUUUGAUAGCCUGAAGUAGAUGGAUGAGCAAAAACAUUCACUUGAAUUGGAAAAGCCUAGGAGGUAACCUUGUUAUCUAAAUCGAUAUUCAUUGAAGGAUGAUAAUUUUUUUUGAUACCUACUACCUUCCGAGGGUCUAUCUUUCAAAAAAAAAAAAAAAAAAAAAAAACCGCUCAUAUUUAUGUUUUUACUUAUGCUUGCAUUUUGACAGAUCAGCAGACAAUCAGAGAUCUCCAAUCUUGUUAUAUUUUAUUGGUUUUUAUUUAGAUCAUUCAUAUAUGACGAGUAUGUAUAGACCUUAUCUGACAUGAACUAGCUUCAUAUAGGGAUUUAUCCAAUGAACGCAAGGCUGAGAAACAAGCUGAAAGCAAAACCUCCAUGUGGAAAAAUCUGAAAUCUUUUGCAGAUGGAAUCCUCAACAUGUGGUGGAAACAGUAGAUUGGGGCCCAGGUGGUCUCUAGUUUUUGAAUUCUUCCAUUUAGACAUGAUACUAUUUUUAUCGUCCCGUACUAUAGCUAAGAGCUCUCUCUAAACUGACUACUUCGUCUAAACAUACUUUCUUGGUUUUGCAGAGUUAGAUCGAAAACAAGGAGUAGAUGGACAACAUUUACGUCAACUUGAGAAAUCUUAUUAGUAUUAUGUUAUGCAGCCAAGUGCGUGCAAUGAUUCUUAGUAAAUGAUCAAUAGUGAGAGGCGAUGAUGAUGGGGGAUCGUUUUCUUGGAGUAGUUCUUUCCCCUUUACAAGAUAGGAACCUCACUGGAGAUGCAUGUUCAUGUAAAUAUCAUAAACAAGCUGACCAAUGAUUUUCAUCUGUUUCUUUUCUGGUCCUUGCCUUAUACACCUUUUUUGCCGGGAAGUUGAAUUGUUUUAUUCUGAUAAAUUCAAAGUCAGCCAAGGCGGCAAGAUGGCAAUAGAUAAAAAAUAUUCAACUAGUGUUGGCCGGUCGAAUUCAUUUGGCUGCUUUUGCUGAUUCGCCAAUGCCUCAAUCAGGGGCGGAUCUAUUAAGGGUCGGGAGGGUGCCACGCCACCCGCAAGCCUCACCCGAAACCCUGUGUAUAUAUAUGUAUAUAUACAGAAGCUAUGUACAAAUAUUUAAAGUGGCACCCCCACUACAAAGUAACCUGCUGGUGCCAGUGGACAGAGGCUCUGAUUUCUGCUCUCUGGUCGCGGGAUCGAGCCCCAUCGAUUGCAUAAAUGUUUUUAUUUUUUUAACCCUUGCUGCAGUGCUGCUCAACAGAUAAUAAUGAGCAGUAGCAAUCUUUGUUGACUUAAUUUAAUUUAUUAAUCUUUGACUUGUUUAUUUCUUAAAGUUAAAAAUAGAAUUUUCCCUCUUCCUUCUCAUUAAAAAAAAGACACAAACCCUCUCUCUCUUCUCAAUUCUCAUCAACUAAACAAACCCUCUUCAUUGCUCCAAAGUCAAAAUCCCAUUCGGCUGCUUCCUCCAUUGACCCAUUACGAAUAACCCAAAUCAAAGUUCGAAAAGACGAAUAAUCCGACCCGAAGCCCAAAUUGAUUGAAUGACGCAUGGCACCCGGAAACUUCAAAUCCUGGAUCCGCCUCUGGCCUCAAUUGCAAGAUCUAUCCGGUGAAAGUUUCGUGGGGGAGCCUAUUUGCAUGGAGCCAUUUAAGGCGCAGCCACAUUUUAAAAAGCCUCCUGGUACGGAGGACCACUUCUUUUUGGAAAUUGCUUAGCUGACCAAACUUGUGUUCAUGAGUUCUAUUACUAGCUAUUUCUUGAUGGAAUAAGUUGAUAUAAUUCUUCUUUGUUAUUAUUGUCAGA